Messenger RNA from Lemur catta (Ring-tailed lemur), 720 nucleotides. RefSeq names its product spermatogenesis associated 24 (gene SPATA24). NCBI's taxonomy places the organism in Eukaryota, Metazoa, Chordata, Mammalia, Primates, Lemuridae. The transcript has 6 exons. The record is from RefSeq and is a predicted model, not a curated record. Gene Ontology annotation, cellular component: cytoplasm; nucleus. Gene Ontology annotation, molecular function: DNA binding. Bases 46 to 687 code for a protein of 213 amino acids.
GGCACCCAGAGGCGGCCAUUUCCAACGAGCUGGCGGGGGCGAAAGAUGGCGACGCCCCUCGGGUGGUCGCCGGGGGGGUCAGGAUCUGUGUGUGUCGCCUUCGAUCAACUGCGGGACGUGAUUGAAUCGCAGGAGGAACUGAUCCACCAGCUGAGGAAUGUGAUGGUUCUCCAAGAUGAAAAUUUUGUCAGUAAAGAAGAGUUCCACGCAGUGGAGAAGAAGCUGGUGGAAGAAAAAGCUGCCCAUGCCAAGACCAAGGCCCUCCUGGCCAAGGAAGAGGAGAAGUUACAGUUUGCCCUUGGAGAGGUAGAGGUGCUGUCUAAGCAGCUGGAGAAAGAGAAGCUGGCCUUUGAAAAAGCGCUCUCCAGCGUCAAGAGCAAAGUCCUGCAGGAGUCUGGCAAGAAGGACCAGCUCAUCACCAAGUGCAAUGAAAUUGAGUCUCACAUUAUAAAGCAAGAAGAUAUACUUAAUGGCAAAGAGAAUGAGAUUAAGGAGUUGCAGCAAGUUAUCAGCCAGCAGAAACAGAUCUUCAGCCUACCCAGCAGGCUCCGUUGCAGGAAUCACAUGUCUGACUGCCGGAUCCAGAAGCAGCAGGAGAACUACAUGGCCCAGGUGCUGGACCAGAAGCAUAAGAAAGCCUCGGGGACGCAUCAGGCUUGCAGCCGCCAGCGUCGCAGGGAAAAAUAAAAUGGCGGUCGCCUUCCUGUUCUCUGGCUAUAA